CAGGAGGAUGUCUAGCAGAGCUUUCUGUAAAGGUAUUAAAGUGUUCAGCUCUUUUCAUGUUUGCCAACCAAUUUUAAUGCCCUGUUGAAGGAGGAAUAGGAAGACCUGUGGUUUACACCCAGUGUCAACAGCAAGGCUAGCGAAGAGCGCAUGGGAAAUGAGAAACUCCGAGGGCAGGUUUUGCGAAGCGGGUAUCAAAACCGGGGGUUCCACGGCAAAACGACUCAGACUAAAACAAAACAAAACAAAAUAAAAGAAACCUUCCCCGCUGGGUGAACAAGUCAUUUGGAAAAUAUAAUUUCUAAAUUAGGAAUAAAGGUAAGCCUUGUAGCAUGGUGGAUCAUCCGUCAGGGAAGCAAAAAACUCUUUGGGAAGCCGGGCGCCCGCCCGGCCCGGGCGGUGCGUGCUCCGCCAGCGCCGCGGCUCCUCCGGUGCCCACUCGUGUCCCGCGGCGCUGCUUUCACCUGGGAGAAGCCGGACAGGCGCGGACACGAAGCCUUGGCGCAAGUGAUGCUAAACACCCGAGAAGUCGGCCCCGGCGGCGGGUGUCCCCACCGAGGGUGCCCCCACCUGCGAGCCCCCGCAGGAGCGGGGCUCCGGGGGUCACCCGGAUUGUUCCCCGAGGGGCGACAGUCCCGGCUGAGCGCUGUCCCCGCGCCGCACAGCGCCCGUCCCGAGCCCCCGGGGCACCCGGGGACUGCUCCUCUCCGGGCCGGAGCCUGAGCGGGCCGUGGCCCCGCUGCCGGCCUCCCCUCAGGCCUGGCUCUCCCGGGACCCCGAGCCCGGCUCGCCCGGAGCCCCGCUCCCCGCCGGGGUGCGCAGGCCAGCGGAGGGAUGCUGCCGCGCAUUGCUGCGGAGCCGCUGAGGACGUGAAGGAGCAUCCCGAUGGCGGCAUUAAGCAGGAGCUGCUCUGCGUGCAGCGUGACCGGCUGCACUCUGGGAAUUACUGACCAAAAAAUCCCAACAAACCGAAACUCCCUCUCCAAGCCCACCCACAAACAAACAAAAAAUAAAGAAAACUCUCAAAACAUCGACAGAAAAAAAAAUUUCCCAAAUCUAACCAAAACUCCGCCGAACCCUCUGUCAAAUAGUUUCACUUUCCAUCAAAUUCGAAAAACUUGCACGAAGUUUAGGUCUAAAUGCCAAAGGCGUAAAGAAAUGGUUAGGCAGAUAAAUUGAAGUAAAAACCGAUGCAGCUAAUUAAUCACAUUGCAAUGUAUAAAUAAAGCGAGAAUUUUGUUUUGGCAAUCUUUUUUUUAACGCUUAUACAAGUCUUUCGCUAUAAAUGCGUUUCACAUCAUUCUCAGGUGCGGUUUUAAAUCCUGGAAUAGCGAGGAAAGGAAGGCUAAAGAUAAAGCGCGAGUAAGCGCUAACGAGGAUAUUCUUUGUUGAGGAAAAAUAAUGUGUUCCUCGUAAACGGACUCUAAUGGCUUGUUUUCAUUUCAUGCGUACAAUUUCCUACCUUCUUUGAUGGAGAGUUGAUGGGGUAAAUAGUCUAAUCUUAUUCAGUUCACCUCCUGUGGA
Motacilla alba alba is the source of this 1524-nucleotide messenger RNA. RefSeq names its product WW domain-binding protein 11-like. The coding region runs from base 333 to 950 and encodes 205 amino acids. Lineage: Eukaryota; Metazoa; Chordata; Aves; Passeriformes; Motacillidae. The transcript has 2 exons. The record is from RefSeq and is a predicted model, not a curated record.